Molecule: messenger RNA, 867 nt
Organism: Acanthosepion pharaonis
Lineage: Eukaryota; Metazoa; Mollusca; Cephalopoda; Sepiida; Sepiidae
Source: the annotation of a GenBank genome assembly
AUGUCUAUGGCAACCUUUGCCUGUUUUACACUCUUCUUUCUCUGCUUGUCACAGAGUCAUUCUUUCUUUUCCGCUCCUUCAUCCACUCUGCGUAUCUACACCCCUUUCACUUGUUCCUCUCUUUAUUCUUCAAUGCUUCUCUUACAGCUUCCACCUCUUUGUAUCUUUCUACCUCUGUGCUUCCCUCAACCAAUCAUACUUUUCCACUCUUUCAUUCUUUAUCCUUCUCUCACCAAUCUUUCUUUUCCACUCUCACUCUCUUUUUCCUCAAUAGGCUUACUCUCUUCUUCCUCGCUCUCUCUUUCUCUUCUUCCUUGCUAUGCUCUCUCUUCUUCCACACUAUGUUCUAUCUCACUCUCCUCUUCCUUGCUAUGCUCUCCCACUCUCCUCUUCCUUGCUAUGCUCUCCCACUCUCCUCUUCCUUGCUGUGUUGAUUCUCACUCUCCUCUUCCUCACUGUGUUCUAACUCACUCUCCUUUUCCUUUCUAUGCUCUCUCUCCUCUUCCUCGUUAUGUUCUCUCUCACUCUCCUCCUCCUCACUAUGUUCUCUCUCACUCUCCUCCUCCUCACUAUGUUCUCUCUCACUCUCCUCUUCCUUGCUGUAUUCUCUCUCACUCUCCUCUUCCUUGCUGUAUUCUCUCUCACUCUCCUCUUCCUCGCUGUAUUCUCUCUCACUCUCCUCUUCCUCGCUGUAUUCUCUCUCACUCUCCUCUUCCUCACUGUAUUCUCUCUCUCUCUCUCCUCUUCCUUGCUAUGUUUACUCUCCUCUUCCUCGCUAUGUUCUCUCACUCACUCUUUUCCUCUUCACUAUGCUUUUUAUUAUGCUUUCUUUUUCUUUCUUGCUAUGCUUUCUCUUCAUUUUUCUAG